AUGAAGGGUGGCGCCAAAGUGGUCGUCGAGAAGCAUCGCCACGAAGGAAUUUUCGUCGCCAGAGGGAAAGAAGACGCGUUGGUGACGAAGAACUUGGUCCCGGGCGAUUCCGUGUACGGCGAGAAACGAAUUUCCGUGGACGAAGCGGACGGAGGCAAAACCGAAUACAGAGUGUGGAACCCGUUUCGCUCGAAAGUCGCCGCGGGUAUUCUUGGCGGUUUGGAUAACGUGCACAUCAAACCAGGGACGAAAUUAUUGUAUUUAGGUGGUGCAUCCGGGACGACCGUUUCGCACUGUUCCGAUAUCGUCGGUCCGAACGGUUUGGUCUACGCGGUUGAGUUUUCUCACCGUUCAGGGAGAGAUUUAGUGAACAUGGCGAAGAAGAGGACCAACGUGAUUCCAAUUAUUGAAGAUGCCAGACAUCCGCAAAAGUACCGCAUGUUAGUUGGUAUGGUUGAUACUAUCUUUGCAGAUGUUGCACAACCAGAUCAAGCGAGAAUCGUCGCUUUAAAUGCCCAAUACUUUUUGAAACAAGGCGGUAACUUCAUCGUCAGUAUCAAAUCGAGUUGCAUCGAUUCCACGGCGGCGCCGGAAGCCGUGUUCGCCAGAGAAGUCAAAAAGUUGCAAGAAGAUGGAUUUAAACCGAAAGAACAGUUGACUUUGGAACCGUACGAAAGAGAUCACGCGAUUGUUGUUGGUGCCUACCGCGUUUCGAAGGACAAAAAGUAA
Bathycoccus prasinos is the source of this 729-nucleotide messenger RNA. RefSeq lists its product with no specific name. Gene Ontology annotation, biological process: box C/D sno(s)RNA 3'-end processing; rRNA methylation. Gene Ontology annotation, cellular component: box C/D methylation guide snoRNP complex; small-subunit processome. The transcript has a single exon. Lineage: Eukaryota; Viridiplantae; Chlorophyta; Mamiellophyceae; Mamiellales; Bathycoccaceae. Gene Ontology annotation, molecular function: histone H2AQ104 methyltransferase activity; RNA binding; rRNA methyltransferase activity. The record is from RefSeq and is a predicted model, not a curated record. Bases 1 to 729 code for a protein of 242 amino acids.